CACCAUUUUGUUGUCGUUCACAUGAUGCACAUUUAAUUAUAGAUAUCUUUAAAGGUAUUAGUCCAGAGAUUGUGAAGGGUACACCAGAGAUUUAUGUAAAUUUAAUGAAAUCUUUUUGGCAAAGUGAUCCCUCUAAAAGACCAACUAGUGAAGAAAUAGGUGAUAUUCUUAUUUACCAAUGGAGUGUUUUUGAGGGAAAUUCGGAAAUCUAUAAGAUCUUCAAAAAGGCUAAUAAGGAAAUGGAAAAUAAUAUAGAAUUAGAU
This is a messenger RNA of Dentiscutata erythropus, 263 nucleotides long. Lineage: Eukaryota; Fungi; Glomeromycota; Glomeromycetes; Diversisporales; Gigasporaceae. The record is from the annotation of a GenBank genome assembly.